CGCGCACCCAAACUGCGAGCGGGUUUCGUUGGCGCGUUUUCUGCACCGCACCGUGAACCAUUUAGCGCACACCAGCAACAAACAUGGCCGAUAUGCAGGACUCCGAAAUGAACGGUUCCAGCCAAGAUACGCAGGAAAACGGCAACAACCAAGAGACCCAGAUGGACAGCGAUGAACCAAGUGAGAGCAAUAUGCCAAUCGAAGAGGCCACUGAUGAUGGCGGCGGAAGCGCCGUCGAAGGAGGCGGAGGUGGCGGUAGCGGCAGUGGUGAUGGCCAAGCCGGCCGGGACGACGACCGGAAGCUGUUCGUUGGAGGACUCAGCUGGGAAACCAACGAGAAAGACCUGCGGGAGUACUUCAACAAAUACGGCGAUAUCGAGAGCAUCAACGUCAAAACCGACCCGGCGACGGGAUGGUCCCGCGGUUUCGCCUUCAUCGUGUACAAAGUGGCGGAUUCGAUCGACAAAGUUAUAGAAGCAGGCCCCCAUACACUUAACAACAAAAAGAUCGACCCGAAGCGGGCGAAGGCGCGUUCUGGCAAAAUUUUCGUCGGCGGGUUGACGACCGACAUCAGCGAUGACGAUAUCCGGACGUUCUUCGGGAAGUUCGGCAAAAUCGUGGAGGUGGAACUGCCUUUCGACAAACAGAAGAACCAACGCAAGGGUUUCUGCUUCAUUACGUACGACUCGGCACAGGUAGUGAACGAGUUGCUGAAGAGUCCCAAGCAAACUAUUAACGGCAAGGAGGUGGACGUGAAGAAGGCUACUCCCAAACCAGACGGUCAGAUGGGCGGUGCAGGCGGCGGGAUGGGUCGCGGAGGCUACAUGCGAGGCGGCAUGCAUGUCCGGGGUGGUGGAGGCAUGCGUGGUCGUGGCGGAAACAAGGGCGGCUUUGGACAGGGUUGGGGUGGAGGCGGUUACGGUGGCUAUGAUGCCUAUGGGUACGGGGGUGGCCACAGCUACGAUGGCGUCGGCGGUGGAGGGUUCAACGGUGGCUUUGGUUUCGGUGGAGGCGGCUACGGUGGCGGUGGCUUCAUGAACGGUGGUCGUUCGGGUGGCCAGCGAGGAGGUAAUAAGAAUGGUAAUGGCGGAGGCGGCGGAUUUAAGCAGCGUGGGGCUGGUGGGGGUGGUGGUGACCGUCAGCCGCGGCACACACCGUACUGAAAAUCAAAACCAAUGUCCUUCCAACCCGCACCGGGGUGCCGGUGUGUGGCAUUUAUGUUUAGUUCUGUCUUAAGUAAAUCUCACUUCCCAUUCGCUUUGCGUUAACAAUCUGUGGUUCCGCCGUUUUUGGAACCGCGAGCAAGGGAUUAGCUUUAGUGUACGAUAAUGGUGAUUAUUUCACAACUUCAUUUAUAUAUAUAUUUUC
This is a messenger RNA of Anopheles nili, 1368 nucleotides long. Its product is annotated as RNA-binding protein squid-like. The record is from RefSeq and is a predicted model, not a curated record. Lineage: Eukaryota; Metazoa; Arthropoda; Insecta; Diptera; Culicidae. Gene Ontology annotation, cellular component: nucleoplasm. The transcript has 2 exons. Gene Ontology annotation, biological process: regulation of gene expression. Gene Ontology annotation, molecular function: RNA binding. The coding region runs from base 84 to 1163 and encodes 359 amino acids.